Molecule: messenger RNA, 2231 nt
Organism: Rhipicephalus microplus (southern cattle tick)
Lineage: Eukaryota; Metazoa; Arthropoda; Arachnida; Ixodida; Ixodidae
Source: RefSeq, a predicted model, not a curated record
CCGGCAGCCUGUCGUUGCUCGACUCUGUCGGCGGGACGCGCAACGCCGACGCGGCGGUGGCACCGGUUCCCUCUCCCUGCGCGUCCCACAGUUGCCCGACGCCCGACCGCUUUUUUUUCCUGCUGACGCAAGACGCAGCCAGUCUCAUAGCACGCCUCUCCGUCUAAGCUCGUCGUCCGUCGAGCAACGCCAUUCCACGCAGCGCAUCAACGGCCGAUAGUUUCCUCGGCGACGGGAUAAAAAAACCGCAGCGAUAAGCCCUCUCGAGGGGGCCCCCCACACCUGACAACCACAAGGCCGGGGCUCCCUCUCCACUAGAGCGCCACCACGCCAGCGGCGGCAGCAGCCAGGCAGUGUGUGUGUGGCUAUGCCUCCUCCGGAUCACAACGCAGUACGAUGCCGACCAGAUUGACAGAGGCUUCGACGCUGACCAGCCGAGGCGAGUAGACUGACCGAGCGACUCCCUGCUUCGCUCUGCGCAGGAUAUCCCGGGUGAGACACCACGUGUAUUCGGUUCCACUAUGGCUAGGCCGGCCAUGGAGCGAGGAUGCUCGCGAGUGUGCGUCAUACUGCUGUACCUGAUUGGCAUGCUGCUCAUCAUAGCCGGUGCCGUCGCGGGCGGCUUCAUCGUUAACUACCCCGACAUCCUCUUCUAUCUGGCCAUCGCGUCCGGGUCAUCUAUUGUGCUCGGAAUUGUCUUUGUGUCGUUGUCCGCCUGUGUUUGCACGAGACGCAGGCCACCGCCCUCCAAGGAUGCUCAGCGGAAGUUCACCGCGCCAACAUCGAACGGAGUGAAGGGCAGCUUGAGUACCGACUUCAAGGAGGCGUCCGUAAGCUCGCGAGAAGAUCUGAUUGGCUCGGCAUCAUCUUCGCGGCCCAGUGACGGAAUGUUGAACGUCGCGCUUGAGAAGGGCGAGUUCUUUCACAAUGCUUCAAUCGACACGUCCAACUCCAAAAAGGCGCUACAGAAACCCGUGACCAGCUCGCCGAGGACAACGAAGUCAAAACUCGUUCGUGAGGAUGCUGUGUUCCCCGAGCCGCCCAAGGUAGCGGAAAUCCCUCUUGCCCAUCGUUCGCAACCAGACAGUCUCCGAAAGGCAAAGGCUAAAAAUGGCAAGCUUCCCAAGUCCCCGGCAAGUGUCGGUGACUUUGCCUCAUUGGGUUUUCAAGACGAAGAUGGUGUCUUUGGGGUGCCGGAUGCUAAGGGCAAGCCCAGCGUCAAAGGACGAGGAAAGGUGCCGUUGACGGCGUUCAAGCAGACGUCGAAGUCUGUUUCAGACCUGGACGACGAAUCGUCUUUCGAUUCUACCACGCGGGCUCCCCAGCAGCGCACUGCAACGACCCGUCCUGAAACACCGCAGAUGGAGCCUCGGCUGGCCGUCAGCUGCCACAACAUUCUAAGCGAGGAACCUGUGCGCGUGGGCAUCGCCCACCUGCGGCAGCGCGAGGACACGGUGGCCAGGAAACCUCCGGUGCCGCGCAAGGUGACCGGUAUCGCGCUGCCAGGCAUGGUUCAGCGCGCGGCCCCAGCCGGUUCGUCGUCGCAGAGCCAAGACGACCUCAGCCGCGUUCGCCUGAAACCAGCUGACCAGAAGCCUCGAGGUUCGCUGCACGACCACGGGUCGGAGGACGGCAAACAAAAGCUUCAGCAUAAGUCUGUGCCAGACUUUUUCCUGCAGGACGGCAGCGCCAAGCUCACUCUGCUGGACAGCAGUUCCAGUUCCUACGGCAAGUCGAGCCGAACCACGGCGCCAUCUUCCGAGACGCCGCUCAACACGUCGCUGACAUCGUAUGCGGAGCCAGUUGGGCCCGAGGACCUGCACAGGUGCAAUACAGUGGGGCUGCCGCCUGCUCCACUUCCGAAGCCGACGACGAGUGGACAGCAGUUCCGCUUGUACACGCCCAAGGAGGACGCCCUUGUGAUGGACAAACAGCCUUUGAUGGCUGACUGGGCGGCUAGUGUUUCUUCCAAAAGCGACACAUUUUCUAGUGACGAGGCGGAAUGCCAGAGACAGCUAAGCUCGUCCCAAGAGCUUCUUAUGGGAGGGGUUAAAUGUCUGGAGACUGAAAUAUAGUUUUACGUGUGCGUUUCCGACGAUGAAGGAGUUUUGUUGUGCCCUUUGAUGAAUAGCUAGUGGACGUUUAGUUGACUCCUGGUUUGAUACGCCCACGAGACUGCCAAAUGCAACCUAUGGUCGCGGAAAUUAAAGUGUGGUGAUAUUAGAAUAGUC